Molecule: messenger RNA, 1089 nt
Organism: Spinacia oleracea (spinach)
Lineage: Eukaryota; Viridiplantae; Streptophyta; Magnoliopsida; Caryophyllales; Amaranthaceae
Product: E3 ubiquitin-protein ligase At3g02290-like
Exons: 1
Coding region: 285-959 (224 amino acids)
Biological process (GO): protein ubiquitination
Cellular component (GO): cytoplasm
Molecular function (GO): ubiquitin protein ligase activity
Source: RefSeq, a predicted model, not a curated record
UUUUAAGGUUCGCCGCCUCCCUGUCCAAUUAACUUUUAAAUUUUUAAUUAACUAAGUACAAAAAAUAAAUACAUAAAUAAAUAAUUUCCCUAUUCCUAAUCAAAUUUCCAUAAUCAAUCCUAUAAAUAAACUCCCUUCCUUCUCUUAACCUAUAAUCACAACCCAAUACGAUGAACACUUAUUAAACCCUCUCUUCGAUGGAAACUUGAUUCUCUCCUCGAAAACUCCACCAUGAUUUAGCUGUAAAUUUCAGUAAUUUGGAAAACCAUCCCUCGCUUUCUGCAAUGAAGCUAUUAAACGGAAACACUCUCUACGAAUUCACCGUCGCUCAAAGCGGCGGCGACACCCCGUUAUCGACGGAUUCCGAGGAUUUCCAGAUUGAAUUCCGUUACCGUAACUUCCAAUCGCGGUUACAAUCACAGAGAUCAAUCGGAUUCACUCGCAAUGGAAGCUCUUCGUCAUCAUCUUCAUCGUCGUUUAUGGCGGAUGUGUUGCAGGAAUUCGACGUUCCGGAAACAACUCGUUCCGACAUGGCCGCGCACUUCAAUUUCUACGUCGAUAGGUUAUCGCGUAGAAUCUGCAAUCGGAGAGGAUCAAUUUCAUCAAUCUUUAUAUCAGUGUGUUUAGACGCGAAGGAAUUAUCGCCGGAGAGAGCGGCGGCGAUUCAGAGUAGGAUUGAAUCCGGGAGGAGAGAGAGUGAGAGGGAGAGAGAUGUUCGUCGAGUGGCGGUGGAGAGGGAGGUUGCGCCGCUGUUACCGGCGGAUAAGUCGGUGGUGGAGGGUUUAGAGAGGAGAGUUACGGUGUUUGGGGAGGAGAGAGAAUGUUCGAUUUGUUUGGAAAAGAUUGGAGAAGGAGUGGAGGUGAUAAGGUUACCCUGUGCUCAUAUCUACCAUACGGAUUGUAUCACACAGUGGCUUCAGAGGACUCAUUUUUGCCCCUUUUGCCGAUUCAAGCUUUGAUUAUUUCUUGAUUCUUUGAUUUGUUGCUAUUUUUUUGGAAUAAAAACAUACUCCGUAAUUCUUAACUUCUUACGUCAUAAAACACGUAUUUUUUAUAGGCAACAAAUAUAAUAAAAAAGCCAGUCAAAUA